AGUAAGCAGACGUAUAAGGUGCAGUGUGAUAGCUUUAUAGGAGCUGAGCAGCGCACCCUAAUUGUUGACAUGUUGCUUCGUUACGUGUUUUAAUGGGGGAAGGUCAUCUCGUCGCUUGAACAGGAGCAUUAUUGAUUCUUGUCUAGUAACACCACCGCAGGGACUCUCCUUCACAUGUCAGCUGAGAUUGAGGAUUAAACUGCCUUUUUCAAUUUCCAUACGAUGUAUAUCAAAUACUAAGAGAAAAUUCGGGUCACCUGUGCGACGUUGAUCGGGGUCCGGAGUCAGACUCAGAGUGACAGAGAGGUUACGUUCUCGAGCCGAGAGACCACGGUAGUCUAAACCGAGUCUGGCCCGUGCGUGCCCGACCGUUUUCCCGAUCCGACGAGACGGAGUUGUGCUGGCCUGGUUGGCCACAGCACAGGCACAAGUCAAGUCCCAAGAAGCGAGCGAGGCAGAGGAGUUGGCAUGCCGAGGAGACAGACAUAGUCAUAGAGAGGAAUUUCAGACAUCAGUUUAAUUUAUUUCAGUUUGGCAUCAAAUAAAAAAUGACAGAGGUUGUUGACAGACGACCAGAAGAUGUUGGUGAAAUUCUUGUGAAGGUACAAGAAGAUCUACAGCAUCUUCGAGAUGAACUCCUUCAGAAGAGUCUUGCAGGUGGAACCAGAGAGCUUGUUAACAUCCAGCUCCUGGAGAAUGCUAUUCAGAAAGCAGAAGAUGGAAUUAAGGAGCAAUCAGAGAAGAUAUUGAAUGUAGUUAACAACCGGGUGACGACCCUUCCUUCGGUGGAUUCUAAAGUCAAGAUACAAGAGCCGUCUUUCACGCAAGAGGCAAUAUGGGACAUAAGUACUGUGAAUGAUUCCAACAAAUAUGGCAGAAGUGAAAGAAAGUUGAAUCGUCUUGCUGCAAUUGAGCCAUCUUCUGGCGGAGGUCCUUUUGGGCCUUCCCCUGGUCAACAGAGUAAAUAUAAUUUGAACAUGAAAUUAUUAUCCGACCCAACUAAUAGUCAGAACAGAAAGGCCAUCAAUGAAAACUACAGCGUUUCUCUUCCAGUCAUAGUAGACAAAAGAAAACACAAGCCUCCAACACAGAAGGUUGUAAUUGGUUCAACGGUUGAUCAUCUAGCAGUAUUACCCAAAGCCAACAGAGUCGACCCACAGUUAUUACCACCAGCCAUCACAGAGAAGGAUGCCAAGAAGGGUAUCCUGAGUCUGAUGGAAAGAGGUCUGAUUCCUCCUGCCGCUGAGUUGACCCUUGACCCUAGCCCGGUCAGGCAAAGAUUAGUGACCUUGCAUGACCCACAGGAGAAGAAAGAAACCAAAGCUGGCUCGGGUCCAUUCGGAGAUGGCAUGUACAACCUUGCUGCUGUGAAGCUAGACUCUGAUAUCCUGAACGCAUCCCGAGACCAGAUCUCCCCAGCGAGAGGGAACGCCAACACUCCCAAGACAUUACAAACGGGUCCUAGUGAUGAGAACAUGACAUGGGCAUCCCCGAGGUCAAGGGGUCACUCGGCGAAAUCCAACAAAUCACAAGACAUGGUAGCCGUCAGCGUGAAAGCACUGGAACCAUUGCCCCCGCCCACGACCCCUGCCAGUGAGUUCAAGCACCUGAGCCAUCGCUUUGUGGUCCAGCACGGGCGUGUGAGGGACCAUACCAAGGAUUACCUGGGCUUCAAGCAACAUUACUGUCUCUCCUGGGGGAACAUUGUCACAAUGCUCAAAUAUCUUCAGAAGCUCCUCACAAACUAUGCAAUCCCCAUCGCUUUCAUCAAUGGAGACAAACUAGCUGAUCUUGCCAUUGAGUACGAGUUGAACAGACCACCUAGCAAGGAUGUCUUGUUGAGUGUGUGUAUGAACAUUGACGAUGUUAGCACCAUUAUGAACCAACCCGGUAGAAGGUACUUGGCUCCUGAUGGUAAACACAUGGCUGUCUGUAAGAUACAGGCUACUUGGAGAAGGCACAAAGAUCGGACUGCUUACUUGGAGUAUAGACGCAAGAAGUGGGCGGCUGGGGUCAUUGCAAUAUCAUGGGUCAUGAAUGUCAAGAUGUCAAAAGUCAAACAACAGCUGAAGAUUAGCAGAAAGAAUCAACUAGAUGCAUUCAGGAGAAGAGCAAAGACGUUGCAGAAAUCUUGGGAUCGCAUCCAGCAAUCACGGCGUGUUCUCAUUCAUCUUCCCUCACUGGGAUACUCUCAGAAGAUACGUUCAACCAUCGGUGAUUUCAACAUCCAACAAAAUCAACAGAUGGCUAGGUUAUGCGACUUACAAGAUCCCAAUGUUGAAGUGAUCUACAUAUCUCCUGUCACACUGAACGACGAGACUCUCCAGUAUUAUAACAAGCUGCUAGGUCUAAGAGACGCUGUAGCAUCGGGCAAUGUGGAUGAUCAGAAAGACAUGGUUUCCAGGUUUAAGAUCAUUGUACCCGAAGCAGUCAACAGUUUCCCAACCCACAGCAUGUGCCUGGCCACCUUCUUAAAGUACAGUCCGAGGGCCAUAGAGAGAAUAAAGAAUCUUAUCAUUGGAAAGGAAGCUUACUUGGUCCCUGGAGUUAUGCAUAAAGAUGAUCUAUCAGUAGCGGAUAUUUUAGAUGUUCCUAUCUUGGGCAGUGAACCGGAAGUGUCUCAUCUUUAUUCUACCAAGUCUGGUUCUAAGAGGAUAUUCACCAGUGCUAAAGUAGACAUUCCUCCGUCUGAUUAUGAUGUCUAUAGCAUGCAACAGCUCCAUGAGAGUCUUGCCCAGUUGGUGACUGAGAACCUGAACGUGAAACGCUAUCUCUUCAAGCUGGACGAUGAGAUCGAUGGGCGGGGCAUUGCCUAUUGUGAUGUCACUCCAAACCUUCGCUGCCAUGCCUGGGCCAAGAAAGAAGAACUUCGGUAUGGAGAGAAAUGGGAGAAGAAGUGGGCACAGGAGCCAGCAUUCAUCAAAAUACACGCCGAGAUGCCCGACAUCUUGGCACAGCAUGCUACUCCGGUCAAUAAGAAACUCUUCCCUACUUGGGACAAAUUCCUGGAGGCAUUUCUUAGCCAAGGUGGUGUAAUCGAAGCCUGCCCUCCAUCUGACAGUGUGACGUCACUGACGGUGAACAUGUUAAUUGAGCCCAAUGGCCGUAUGUCUAUUAUAUCAAGUGGAGAUCAGAUACACGCUGACUCCCCUUUCAACUGUUGGGGCCUCUCCGUACCCCAAUCAUCAGUCGAUGCCAAACCACUCAACGAGGCGUGCAUCAAGGUCGCUAAAUGCUGCCGACAAAGAGGCGUUCUCGGCUACUUUGCUAUCGACUUUGUGACCUUCAUUGAUCCAGCCACGCAAGAGCAGAAGCUAUGGGCUGUAGACCUGAACCUGUGGUAUGACGAUAGUGUAUCAAUGACCAAACUGAUGCUGUAUGUGACUGGGGGAACCCUGGAUACCGAGAACUAUGUCUUCAACGUCCCUCCCGUCAAGAAGGAGAAGAAGAAGAGUAAUCAUAGGAGGAAAUUUGAAUAUAUAGAGCCAGAGGAGCCUCCAAGCACAGCUAGGUAUGCUGUAAUGAGCACACGCCUUCUGCAUACCAACCUGACGGUCAUCCAUUAUAGUGUCUUCUUUCAGAUGUGUAGAGCGCAUGGCAUUGGUUAUGAUAUCAAGGAGAAGCAAGGAACUGUAUUCACUCUCAUUGAUAGCUUCAAGCGAGAAGGGAUUGGAAUGCUUGCUAUAGGUGAACAGCUCCAGGGAGUCUUGGCCAACUUUGCGAGGAAUCUAUCCGUCAUUCAUCAAGAGAUAUCAGCUCCUAACAUGCAGGGACAGACUAAUUUCAAGUACGUGAUAACGGAUAUUGAAGGAAUCCUCGGAACAACCAUCCAAAAUAUGGACAAAGCGAACGAGAAGGAGGGAGAGAUCAAAUAAAAAGACCACUAUGUAUUCAAAGCUGUUCUUCCAUUGGACCUCCUCCCCCCCCCCCCCCUCCAUCACUGGACACUCACACAUGUACAUCAGUUGAU
This is a messenger RNA of Lytechinus pictus (painted urchin), 3970 nucleotides long. Its product is annotated as IQ domain-containing protein H-like. NCBI's taxonomy places the organism in Eukaryota, Metazoa, Echinodermata, Echinoidea, Temnopleuroida, Toxopneustidae. The record is from RefSeq and is a predicted model, not a curated record. The transcript is spliced from 23 exons. Gene Ontology annotation, molecular function: protein binding. The coding region runs from base 549 to 3875 and encodes 1108 amino acids.